AAGAGAAUUAAUAUCACCUGAAAAACGACGAGCAUUAAUGACCAUGAAAUAUUCUAAAUUAUUCGGACGUGAUACAGUCAUACCUUUAAUUAAUGAACAAAACUUAGAUUUUAGUUAUUAUAGUAUAAUAACAAUUGGUGGUCAAAAUUUUACUGUUAACCUUGAUACUGGAUCACCAGAUCUUUGGGUUCCAGGUAUUCAAUGUAAUUCAUCACAAUGUGGGACUCAUAAUCGAUUUGAUCCUGCAAAAUCAUCAACAUUUGUUCUAUCACAAAGUAGUUUUUCCAUCACUUAUGGUACUGGUACCAUUAUUAGUGGUAGUAUAG
Messenger RNA from Racocetra fulgida, 326 nucleotides. The record is from the annotation of a GenBank genome assembly. NCBI's taxonomy places the organism in Eukaryota, Fungi, Glomeromycota, Glomeromycetes, Diversisporales, Gigasporaceae.